Molecule: messenger RNA, 1170 nt
Organism: Perca flavescens (yellow perch)
Lineage: Eukaryota; Metazoa; Chordata; Actinopteri; Perciformes; Percidae
Gene: c22h11orf65
Product: chromosome 22 C11orf65 homolog
Exons: 9
Coding region: 213-932 (239 amino acids)
Source: RefSeq, a predicted model, not a curated record
GGAAGUCAUGGGGUAAUAUUAAUGUUUUCUUGUUGUAUGACUAUUUAGGUGUGUGUGCAACAAUCUAACGUUUGCUAUAUCAAAUCAUCUUACAGGUUGACAAUCCCCAGGAGCCCCUAAAGGAGAAACUGCAGCAGAUAGCAGCCAGAAUCAUUCAGAAGGCCUGGAGAGGAUAUGUGUACAGAGAGGUCUUCAAGUAUUUCAAAGACCAAAUGAACAGAUGCAACAGUCAGGAUCCACGAACAAUCCUCAAAACGGUCAAUCCUCGGGAGACAGAGUUGCUGGAUGCUGCUGCUGGCGUGUUCGUCAGAUUUCGAUUCGGAGGGAUUACCUUUCCUCCCAACAUCUAUUACAAGAUCUUCACCUAUCGACCUAUCACAGACGUGUGUGCCUACAGCCCGAAGGACUACACCAAGCUGGACCUUAAGAAGUCGGUGUACGGACAGACCAAGACCAUGCAGGAGGACAGAUCAGGAUGGUACCAGCGCAUGGAGAACAACAACUGGAGGCUCUACUGUAGCAAGAUGGUUCCCAUUAGUGAGCCCGAAGAGAUCAGUGCUAAGAAGAAAAUUGACUUUCACUAUUCCAGGUUGAGGCGGCAACAGGAUAUAGACAAGUUCCGGAAGAAGAAGAAAAUUGAAUGGAUGAAGCAAAUGUAUAACCAAGGCCGUCUGCAGACUGAAACGGUGCAUGGACACAUGGAGACGCUGGUGGAGGAUUCAGCAGAGGAAGUGAUGGACUCCAUUGAAGAGAAGGAAGAUGAAGAGCUGUUGGCCUGGGCCAAAGCUCUCAACUUUGACGAGUAUAUGCAGGAGUGGAGCACUUUGGCCUGCAGUUACUUCUCUGAGCCAAGCAGAGAUGUUCAUUCAUAUCCACCCUGGUUAGAUCUCCAUGGGUUGGCUGCUGAGGCUGAUGAAGACAGAAUAAAAUAAUCUAAAUAAGAAAAAAACAUCCCAGUGCUAAUGUGCUAUUUGUGCAGCUCUAUACAUACAUUUUAGCAUUCAAGCAUGAAAAGUCCUCUCCACAGUCCAACGCUACUAUAUCUGGAAGAUGGGACACUAGCUAGCUAGAUUCCUCCCCAGGGCCUGGGUGCAGGACGGUGAUCACUCUCUCCAUGAUCACUGUCUCCAUAAUAAAACAACAUAAACAAAGUUUGGAAAGAAAAGAAGA